AUGUGCCUUGGUCAGUGUGAACGUGGGUCAUCAAUUGAUAAAAUAGAUAAUAUAAAAGAACAACAAAUAUCUCCAGCUCAUCAUCUAGAUACUACACCAGCUAUUGAACGUGCGUCAUUUACGCUCGAAAAGGAAAUUCUUGAUGAUGAAAAAGAUGAAAUUGUUUAUAGUUCGACAUCGAAUAUAACGAAUGAUGAUGGUGAACAAACAUCAGCAAAAACCAAUGAUAAUUUAACAAAUUCUUCUGUCGAAGAAACAACUGAUGAUGAUGAUGAUGAAGAAGACAAUGAUGAAUCGGACAACGAAGAAGAAAGAAAUAAUGGCGAUGAUGAUUCAGCGUAA
Molecule: messenger RNA, 342 nt
Organism: Adineta steineri
Lineage: Eukaryota; Metazoa; Rotifera; Eurotatoria; Adinetida; Adinetidae
Source: the annotation of a GenBank genome assembly